Messenger RNA from Dreissena polymorpha, 1855 nucleotides. RefSeq names its product trafficking protein particle complex subunit 14-like. Bases 1 to 1197 code for a protein of 398 amino acids. Gene Ontology annotation, cellular component: TRAPPII protein complex. Gene Ontology annotation, biological process: cilium assembly. The record is from RefSeq and is a predicted model, not a curated record. Lineage: Eukaryota; Metazoa; Mollusca; Bivalvia; Myida; Dreissenidae. Gene Ontology annotation, molecular function: alpha-tubulin binding. The transcript has 12 exons.
AUGGCGGGAGAGAUUGUCAAUUUUGACAGCUCAGAGGUUAUCUUUGGACGGUACACUUCGGAAACUAAGUUUAUUGAAUCGAAAACGAAUGAGAUUGAACACUAUUUCAUUGGACAGCACGUCACACUGCUUGUGAAAUUAAAACUUUCCAAUGAAACUGUUAACAGGCUGAAGAGUGUUCACCCUCCAGGACGUAGCCCUCUGUUGGAAAAUAUUAACACUUCAAUAAAACGUCAACUGAACCAUGGUGUUGAUGUUAGAUACAAGGUUGUUCCUUUGAAAAAGCUUCCCAGUAUUGCAUUGCAUUCAUCGACAGAUUGUCUAACGUGUCAUGUCACCGCAAGUCAUCAUGAAGAGUCGGAACAGCAAAACGAACAGUCACUGGAACCAACAUUUUCAUGUGACAAGAAAUUCUACCAUAAACCAGUACGGGUGACUAUACCAGAGUUACCAUUUGAAACCAGCCUGGCCAGUCUUGUCAUCCUCAUUCAGCCAGCCUGUAAACACACUCCAAGAUGGCUUAGCAGUCCAGCAAAGUUAGACACCUUUGAUAAUCUGCAAGAAGUCACAAAUGACAAAGCAGAAGGUGGAAAAUUAGUUUCAAGGAAAUUCAAGGUGAUUCAUCCCCCAUUCAUGAUGUUUCAGCAAAUCAGUGUUGGUAGCCAGAAAACUGUAUUUUUGGAAGUGUCUAAUCUCUCUCAGAAGCCAGCUGUCAUCAAGGAAUGUUUCUUCAAGCCUGCAAUCUGUCCUAAAUCUGGGACAUCCCUACCUUGCAAGAAGGAAACAACAAAUGAGCGACUAUGCUUGCUUCAUAGUGACAAUAUUGCGACACUGAUGAAUGACCAGGGGACUAUUUUACCUGAACGUCUACUACCUGGGGAAAAAGUUUCACUUGCUGCCAAUAUUAAUGUGAAUGCACUUCAUAAUAGCUGUCUAAAAGAUGAGCUGUCAUGGGAAGCACAGUUGACAUGGGCCAUUGAUAAGGAUUCCAUGAAGCAGUUUACCAUUGCUACAACAUACAGGUUGCCUAACUUAAAGCUGAAGAAAGGAUUGUUUAUAAUGUCAGCAUGUUGCAACAAAUCUUCAUUUAAGAAAGGUGAAAGGGUCUGCAUAACAUAUACUAUACAGAAUAACCUUCAUGAGUUUCUGUCAAUUCGGUUGUCAUGGCAACCCCCAUCUGCAGUGCAUGUCAGGUAGGGGAGACUAUGGAAGCCAAUGUUCACUUCAGGGCGUUACGCUUAGGCUUAUACGAGGUGUGUAAACACAUGAAGGUGAAUCUGCGCUACUCUAUUCCUGUGUCGGAUUCAUCCACCAUGACUAACCAAACAAGCCCGCUAUCCACUCAGUCCGACGAUCCACAAAUGCUACACUCAACGUUAGAAGAUAUUGGGGGGAUACAAUCCAACAGCCGACUGACUGCUAGUGAUUUAGUGCCAAAACUAUCACCGCAUCAUAAAUCUCUGUCGUUUUCUGACCUCGGACAAGAUAUCUCGGAUGAACUGUUUACUUCAGGAAAACGCCGUGAUCCGCAGUCACCUUGGUUACAAAAGAACAUCCGGUCAUUGAGCGCAGUGGAAUAUGAGAAGCUGUUACUGAGUGCUGAUAACUUUAUUAAGAACUCUUGCCUUGUUAAAGUUGACAAUAAUUAAGUCAAUAAGUUUGAUCAAAGGUCAGUUUUAUUUAAUUGUAAUUGCGAAUAUAGUGUCUAAAAACAAGGGAUGAUUCAAAAGUUAUCGGAAAUGUUCGCUCAUAUCUUUAUUUGUAUGUGCUAUUUGUUAAAUUUCUGCCAAAAAUUGAUUGAUUCAAUGCACGCAUAUUCAAUAUGUUUCAUUAAAAUCACGGAUAAAAAAUAAAA